AUUCGCCGGGCGCGAGGGAAGGAGGCGGAGGCGGCGAGGGCGGCCAUUUUGCGUGCUUCUCCUCCUCCUCCUCCCACCCCCUUUUCCCGCUCGGCGGUGGUUGUGGCCGGGCCUUAGCCGGCCGCGGCGGCGAGGCGAGGCGAGGCGAGGCAAGGCGAGCGAGGCGAGGCCCCUCAGUCUCCGCGAUGGAGAGCUCCCAGCUGUGCAAGCUGUUCAUCGGCGGCCUGAACGUGCAGACGACGGAGGCGGGCCUGCGCGAGUACUUCGAGGCCUACGGGACGCUGACGGACUGCGUGGUGGUGCUCAACCCGCAGACUAAGCGCUCGCGCUGCUUCGGCUUCGUGACGUACUCGGCGGUGGAGGAGGCCGACGCCGCCAUGGCCGCCUCUCCGCACGCGGUGGACGGCAACGCGGUGGAGCUGAAGCGCGCCGUCUCCCGCGAGGACUCUGCGCGGCCCGGGGCCCACGCCAAAGUCAAGAAGCUGUUCGUGGGCGGGCUGAAGGGGGACCUGCAGGAGAACGACCUGGUGGAGCACUUCAGCCAGUUCGGCGCCGUCGAGAAGGCCGAGAUCAUCGCCAACAAGCAGAGCGGCAAGAAGAGGGGCUUCGGCUUCGUCUACUUCCAGAGCCACGACGCCGCCGACAAGGCCGCCGUGGUCAAGUUCCACCCCAUCCAGGGCCACCGCGUCGAGGUCAAGAAGGCCGUGCCCAAGGAGGACAUCCAGGGCGGAGGGCCGGGAGCAGGAGGCGGAGGAGGGGGCUCGGCCAGGCCGGGAUGGGGCGGACGGGGAAGAGGACGCGGAGGCGGCGGCGGAGGAGGAGGAGGCAACCGGGACCACAACGGCCUCGCCAAAGGCGGCGGAGGUUAUAACAGCUAUGGAGGCUACGGAGGAGGAGGAGGCGGCGGCGGCGGCUACGGCUCGUACGGCUCGUCCUAUGGGGCCGGCGGCGAUUAUGGGAACGGGUACGGAGGCUUCGGCAGCUACAGCCAGCACCAGUCCUCCUAUGGGCCCAUGAAGAGCGGAGGAGGGGCGGCCGGAGGAGGAGGCGGAGGAGGCUGGGGCCCUCGCAGUAACAGUGGACCCUACAGAGGCGGCUACGGAGGAGGGGGAGGCUACGGAGGGGGAGGCUCCUUCUAAGCGGCGUCGAGGUGGUGUCUGCAUGGAGCCUGCCCUCCUCCGUUUGUACCAGGGUCUCCAGUCACUCUCCCUCCCUCGGACCCCUCUCCUCCUCCUCCUUGGCCUCAGGGCGUCUCCAAAGGCUCCUCUUGGCCCCGAGAAGAAGCAGCAGCAGCCCUCCUUCGCUGGGAUCCAGCCUCCGCUGCUCUGCAUCCUGAAGAUGGACUGGGCCUCCUCUCCUUUUUCCCUCAAUCUUUCUCUCUCUCUCUCUCUCACAACCCAACGGUUUUGUUUUUAAGUCAUUUGAUGGACUCUCUAUUUUUUUAUUGCUUGGACAUUAGUAGUUUUUUAUACUAGGAAGGAGUUUCUGUUUUGUUUUUUUUUUAAUUUUCGUUUUCGUUUGCUCGUUUUGCUUCCUUUUUUGUGGGGAGGGGGCUUUCCCGAAUUUGAAACAAAAAAGAAAAAGAUG
This is a messenger RNA of Sceloporus undulatus (fence lizard), 1587 nucleotides long. RefSeq names its product heterogeneous nuclear ribonucleoprotein A0 (gene HNRNPA0). The record is from RefSeq and is a predicted model, not a curated record. The transcript has a single exon. Bases 186 to 1139 code for a protein of 317 amino acids. NCBI's taxonomy places the organism in Eukaryota, Metazoa, Chordata, Lepidosauria, Squamata, Phrynosomatidae. Gene Ontology annotation, molecular function: RNA binding.